This is a messenger RNA of Chinchilla lanigera (long-tailed chinchilla), 3529 nucleotides long. It is a transcript of the gene Pde8a, whose product is annotated as phosphodiesterase 8A. The coding region runs from base 50 to 2323 and encodes 757 amino acids. Gene Ontology annotation, molecular function: 3',5'-cyclic-AMP phosphodiesterase activity. NCBI's taxonomy places the organism in Eukaryota, Metazoa, Chordata, Mammalia, Rodentia, Chinchillidae. The transcript has 22 exons. Gene Ontology annotation, biological process: cellular response to epidermal growth factor stimulus; positive regulation of ERK1 and ERK2 cascade; signal transduction. The record is from RefSeq and is a predicted model, not a curated record.
CGACGGCGGCGGCACGAAGGUAGCAGUAGCCGAUGUGCAGUUUGGCCCCAUGAGAUUUCAUCAAGACCAACUUCAGGUACUUUUAGUGUUUACCAAAGAAGAUAACCAGUGUAAUGGAUUCUGCAGGGCAUGUGAAAAAGCAGGGUUCAAGUGCACAGUCACCAAGGAGGCACAGGCUGUCCUUGCCUGCUUCCUGGACAAGCAUCAUGACAUAAUCAUCAUAGACCACAGGAAUCCUGGACAGCUGGACGCAGAGGCACUGUGCAGGUCCAUCAGAUCAUCAAAACUCUCAGAAAAUACAGUUAUUGUUGGUGUCGUACGCAGGAUGGAUAAAGAAGAGUUGUCUGUGAUGCCUUUCAUCGCUGCUGGCUUUACAAGGAGGUAUAUAGAAAACCCCAGCAUCAUGGCCUGUUACAAUGAACUGCUCCAGCUGGAGUUUGGAGAGGUGCGGUCACAACUGAAACUCAGGGCUUGUAACUCAGUAUUCACUGCACUAGAGAAAAGCCAAGAAGCUAUUGAAAUUACAAGUGAAGACCACAUUAUUCAGUAUGCAAAUCCUGCAUUUGAAACCACAAUGGGCUAUCAGUCAGGUGAAUUAAUAGGGAAGGAGUUAGCAGAAGUGCCUAUAAAUGAAAAAAAGGCUGACUUGCUGGAUACUAUAAAUUCAUGUAUCAGGAUAGGCAAGGAGUGGCAAGGCAUUUACCAUGCCAAAAAGAAAAAUGGAGAUAAUAUACAACAGAAUGUGAAGAUAAUACCUGUCAUUGGACAGGGAGGAAAAAUUAGACACUAUGUGUCUAUUAUCCGAGUGUGCAAUGGAAAUAAUAAGGCUGAGAAAAUACCCGAAUGCGUUCAGUCUGACACUCAUACAGAUAAUCAGACGGGCAAACAUAAGGACAGAAGGAAAGGCUCAUUGGAUGUCAGAUCUAUUUCCUCAAAAGGACAUGAAGUUUCCAGCCAGAGACGACACUCCUCCAUGGCCCGGAUCCAUUCCAUGACUAUCGAGGCACCCAUCACCAAGGUGAUGAACAUCAUCAACACCGCGCAGGAGAGCAGCCCUGUGCCGGUGACAGAGGCCUUGGACCGCGUGCUGCAGAUCCUCAGGUCCACUGAGCUGUACUCACCCCAGUUCGGUGCUAAGGAUGACGAUCCUCACGCCAGUGACCUUGUUGGGGGCUUAAUGUCUGAUGGUUUACGGAGAUUAUCAGGGAAUGAAUACGUUCUUUCAACAAAAACGUUCCAUCAGGUUCCAGUCAGUGGAACCACCCCCAUCUCCCUUCACAACAUCCCGCCUCGGGUAGCUCAGGCCAUGGAAAAUGUAGAACACUGGGACUUCGAUAUUUUUGAACUGGAGGCUGCCACCCACAAUAGGCCACUGAUUUAUCUUGGUCUCAGAACAUUUGCUCGCUUUGGAAUCUGUGAAUUUCUAAACUGCUCCGAGUCAACACUGAAAUCUUGGUUACACAUUAUUGAAGCCAAUUACCAUUCUUCUAACCCCUACCAUAAUUCCACACAUUCUGCUGAUGUGCUCCACGCCACCGCCUACUUUCUGUCCAGGCAGAGAGUAAAGGAAACUCUAGAUCCCAUUGACGAGGCUGCCGCGCUCAUCGCAGCCACCAUUCAUGAUGUGGACCACCCUGGGAGAACCAACUCGUUCCUAUGCAACGCGGGCAGCGAGCUGGCCCUGCUGUACAAUGACCUGGCCGUGCUGGAGAGCCACCACGCGGCCCUGGCCUUCCAGCUGACCUUGGGUGACGACAGGUGCAACAUCUUUAAAAACAUGGACAGGAAUGACUACCGCCUGCUGCGCCAGAGUAUCAUCGACAUGGUCCUGGCCACAGAAAUGACGAAGCACUUCGAGCACGUCAACAAGUUUAUCAACAGUGUCAACAAGCCCUUGGCGGCACUGGAGGAAAAUGAGGAAACCGAUAAAGACGAGGAAGCCAUCUCCGCUCUGCUCAGGGCUCCAGAGAACCGGAUGCUCAUCAAGCGCAUGCUGAUCAAGUGUGCAGACGUCUCCAAUCCCUGCCGGCCGCUGCCGCAGUGCAUCGAGUGGGCUGCACGCAUCUCAGAAGAGUAUUUCUCUCAGACUGAGGAGGAGAAGCGGAAGGAGCUGCCUGUCGUGAUGGCGGUCUUUGACAGGAACACCUGCAGCAUCCCUAAAUCCCAGAUCUCUUUCAUUGACUACUUCAUCACAGACAUGUUUGAUGCCUGGGACGCCUUUGUGGACCUGCCGGAUGUAAUGCAGCAUCUCGACAACAACUUCAAAUACUGGAAAGGCCUGGAUGAAAGGAAGCUGCGGAGCCUCCGGCCGCCUCCUGAAUAGCACAGCCACCCAGUGCCCUGCGGCUUCACCUUCUUCACCUGGAAUUCCCGAGGGCAGCCACAGUUUGGAACCAUUGCCUCACCUCCAGAGCUGUGAGACACACAGGGACACAAGUGGCCUUCUGUGGCCACCACUCAACACCACAGAGUGAGCCUGGGCCUCAAGCGUGGCCUGCUAUGGGGCUCCUCCAGAAGCCACUGAGAAGCAGCUUCGAGUCAGCCUUCUGUCCACAGCAGACCCGGGAGCCCCUGAGAGGGACCAUGGGACUUUCUGCUGAGACAGGGACUGUGACACCAGCAACUUCUCAGCCCCGCCAGCACUUACAGCGAGUGGCAAUCGGAUCUUCAGCGGCCGUUUCCACAUCGUACAGGGUGUGAUCACUCGCUUUGGAACACUACUGAAAGUGACUUCUCUUUUCAAAUUGAGUAGCAAAUGAAACAUAAAAAGAAAUUUUGAAGUUGAUUAUUAUCAAUUAUUAAAAUGUUUUAUUUAUUGGAAAUUCAAUAUUUUCUAUGAAUUUAAAACUUCAAAGCCAAAGCCAACUUCCAAUGCCAUGACCAAAUUUACAUGAUUCAUAUUCAUUAACCUGCAUUACUUGGUGUACAGACUUAUUUUCAUAAUGCAAAUUUAAGAUACUAUCAAAUGACAUUUUAUUGCACUAUAGAAAUAUUUGUGUUUGUUAAACUCUUUUCUGAUUGAUGCUAAUUGGGAAAAGCUGUCUUGUUAGUGAGUCUUUCUCUAGAGAGCUAAAGGAGGCCCUACUUACCAUUUCCACUGCAGCCAAACGUGGCUCCAAAGCAGAGCUGAGUGUCUGACACAUUCACUGGUGAUGCCCAGGAUAAAACUGUCCCCCUCUUGGUUUAGCAAAGAAAAAUUGGAUCUUAACUUUUUCCUAAAAUUUUAUAAUUGAACUUCGAAAGUCUGCCUUAUUUUAUACUAUUUCUAUAAAAUAUUCCCUAUGAAAAUAAAGAGCAAACAUGGGAUAUUUAAUAAAUUGACAUUUUAUAACUAGCCUGUUUUCAUCCACAGUGGGAACCUUUGAUUCCAGAAAUUUGUAAAGAUUCCGUACCUUCACAUUUUGAAUAAGGGUAAUACCAUAAAAGUGACACUUGAUGACAUGUCAAAGUGUUAGUUGUUUCAUUUUAAAGUUAUAUUGUUUUUUUAUUUCCAGAUAAAAAUGAAAUUAAACUAUUUGUUUUUAAGAAA